AUGGAGACGCCUAAUCCAUAUCGCGCUUCGGGUCGGCCCCGAAAAGGGUUGCAGAUAUGUUUUCAGUGCCGGAACCGCAAGGUCCGAUGUGACGGCGCACCUGGAGGUUGCGAGAACUGUCGUCGGCUCAAGUUCCAUUGCUCCUUUGCAGCACCAGAUCAUGAUCCAAGCCAUCUGAGACUGGAGAAGCGUCGCGUGCGCACUGCUUGCGUACAAUGCCGUGACAAGAAGACAAAGUGCUGCGGCACGCAACCCUCGUGUCGGCGAUGCUCUUACCGGGGCGUUGACUGCCAGUACCCAGACAUGUCUAAGUCAUCAUCAACCAGAAAUCCAGCCUCGGAUCUCCGAUCCCAACCGUCUGCUGCAGUGCGUGGUGGUUCGGAAAACAGUAUGGAUAAUAGAACUUCGUCUAUGCAUCGAGACUCCUCCGUUGCGCACUCUCCGGCAUCAUCACUUGGGUUCGAGUUGAACUCAAACAAGACGAUUAUCAAGCAACACAUCGAUGCUUUCUUCGACUUUGUUUAUCCAAUACCUUGCUAUGGCUUCAUCCAUAAGGCCACUUUUUGCCAAAGUUGGGCACAGGACACCUACAACCCACGCCUUCUAAAGGCAAUGUGUGGUCUCACAGCCCGCUAUAUCGCGGCAGGGGAUACCAACCGUCUACAACAAGCAACGAGAUGGAUCCAAGAGUCGGAAAUGCAGCUCCUUAUGCGGCUUAGUGAGCCUUCCAUGUCGGAUAUCGAGGCACUCAUGCUCACUACACUGGACCACAUCAUUGCUCGUCGAUUCAGCAAAAUGCUAGUAUCUGCAUGCCUCGCUGCAAGGCUAGCGUUCAUGAUGCGACUCAACUACGAGGAUGGCCGCUUGAGUUUCCUCACUCAAGAGCGUCGCCGGCGCCUUAUGUGGGGUAUCUAUACCAUGGAGACGCUUUACUCCAGUGGAAGAACAGAGUUCACCGGUUGUCCGAAGGAAACAAUACACCUACAACUUCCCUGCCAUGAGCGGUCUUUCAGUUUAGAUAUUCCCGUAAUGACGGAACCCUUGAAGCCUCCAGAAAACCAAUGUUGUUUAGAGCUAGGUUUGAUGGCGAACAAUAUCCGGGUCCUCGACAUUCGAGAUCGGAUACAAAGGUUAUCUCAUACGAUCACGCAUCAUCGAAAGCCUUUGCUCGAAUGUGUUUCGCUACUGAAGGGGCUCAUCGAAGAACUCGAUGCGCUGCGUCGAUCGCUUCCGCCACAAUUCGCGUUCGACAAAAAGAACCUCUUUCUCCGAGCCUACACCCCACAAUGUACCCCCUUUGUCAUGUUCCAUACCUGGUGGCAUCAGUGCCAAUGCGACAUGUACAGGUUCACGAUACCAGGCUUUCGGGAAGGUCUCCCCGUGGAAGAGUUGAGAACUUUGCCUCAAGACUUGGUCUCCUUUUGCAGAGACAAGUGUCUCCAGCAUGCGCUUGCUGUUGCCAACAUCAUGGCCACAGUGACUGACAUGGAGAAAGACAUCUUCAUCACAGAUCCAGCCUUGGUGAUGUGUACUUUCCACUCCGCCCGUGUUAUCUCAAGGCUUGGUUCAAGCCAGUUCGCCAACAUGCCCAAGGAUGUUCUGAUAUCCAAGCUGAAGGCGUGCUCGGAUAUUCUCGAGACGCCAGCUGAGAUAUAUCCUACGACUAAGCUUCUGCGAGGUGGCAUCUCAGACCUUAUCCACGAUGUGGAGCGCGACUCUGGGGACUCGAGUCCGCUCAGGUCGAAUUGGGAGGCCGAACAGCCAGGAUCUGAAAACGAGGCGACCGGGGCUCAACAACCUGGUAUCCAAAGAGGCGCGCAGGGCUCAGUCCCAGAGGUGUAUUCAAAGUACAGCGUAACGGACGAGAUUCGGAAACUCAAGUUUCAACAAGACGGCGAAGAGGAUACUAGGGAAGAGUACCGGUCAGGCGAGCAAGCAACAGGGGUUGGCGCAGAUGGUGUCACACCUCAGCAAUUCAUGAUGCCGGAUAUGUCAAAGGAGCAUGGCUCGCAGCCAUACAUGCCAAUGCCUCAGGAUAUGACAGCCAACGGCUUUGGCUUUUCAGAAGCCGGCUUCGGUGCAAGCGCGGCGCCGUACGAUGUGUCAAUGACUCUGGGUUUCGAACCAAGUUACGGGGAAUGUCAGCCAGACUUGUUUCUGGAUACCUUCAUGCCUCUCCAAAACGACUGGAAUAUGGCUGAUUCUGGGUGCUUUUAA
Molecule: messenger RNA, 2217 nt
Organism: Colletotrichum phormii
Lineage: Eukaryota; Fungi; Ascomycota; Sordariomycetes; Glomerellales; Glomerellaceae
Exons: 5
Coding region: 1-2217 (738 amino acids)
Biological process (GO): DNA-templated transcription; regulation of DNA-templated transcription
Cellular component (GO): nucleus
Molecular function (GO): zinc ion binding; DNA-binding transcription factor activity, RNA polymerase II-specific; DNA binding
Source: RefSeq, a predicted model, not a curated record